GAACACGUGGCUACCGCGAAGCCAGAGCAGCAAUGGCGGCGGGCGGCGGCGGCGUUGCGGACCCCCUGUCCCCGGCGGGGGUCCCCUGCGCCUUCUCCCCGCAGAGCCAGGCCUACUUCGCUCUGGCGUCCACCGACGGCCACCUGCGGGUGUGGGAGACCGGCAGCAACCGGCUGCACCAGGAGUACGUGCCUUCCGCGCACCUCAGCGGUACCUGCACCUGCCUGGCCUGGGCGCCCGCGCGGCUGCAGGCCAAGGAAAGUCCCCAGAGGAAAAAAAGGAAAUCAGAAGCUAUAGGAACAAGUAACCAGGUUGACUUGUUGGCUCUUGGUACAGCAGUUGGUAGUAUUUUAUUAUACAGUACAGUAAAAGGAGAAUUACACAGUAAAUUAAUAAACGGUGGGCAUGACAACAAAGUUAAUUGUAUUCAGUGGCAUCAAGACAAUGGCUGUUUGUAUAGUUGUUCAGAUGAUAAGCAUAUUGUGGAAUGGAAUACACAGACAUGCAAAGUAAAGUGCAAAUGGAAAGGUGACAACAGCAGCGUCAGUUCUCUGUGUAUCAGCCCAGAUGGAAAAAUGUUGCUUUCAGCUGGUCGAACAAUCAAACUAUGGGUUUUGGAGACCAAAGAAAUCUACAGACACUUCACAGGACAUGCAACUCCAGUUUCAUCACUUAUGUUCACUACUAUUAGACCUCCUAAUGAGAGCCAACCCUUUGAUGGAAUUACAGGUCUUUAUUUCUUAUCUGGAGCAGUACACGACCGGUUACUUAAUGUUUGGCAGGUCCGGUCAGAAAACAAGGAAAAGAAUGCAGUGAUGUCAUUUACAGUUACAGAUGAGCCUGUCUAUAUUGAUCUGACGUUGUCUGAAAACAAAGAGGAGCCUGUCAAGUUAGCUGUUGUUUGCAGAGAUGGUCAAGUUCAUCUUUUUGAACACAUAUUAAAUGGAUACUGUAAAAAGCCUUUGACUUCAAAUUGCACCAUUCAGAUAGCAACACCUGGGAAAGGCAAGAAAUCAACACCAAAGCCCAUCCCGAUUCUGGCAGCUGGGUUUUGCUCAGACAAAAUGUCAUUGUUGCUUGUAUAUGGCAAUUGGUUUCAGCCUACCAUUGAACGAAUAGCUUUAAAUUCCAAAGAAACUCAUAUGUGUUUAGUAAGAGACAUUUCAAACUGCUGGGCCCCAAAAGUAGAAACAGCUAUAACAAAGGUGAGAACCCCAGUGGUAAAUUCUGAAGCAAAAGUUCUGGUGCCCGGCAUCCCUGGUCAUCGUGCUACUAUCAAGUCUGCUCCGCCACGAGCUGAGGAAGUAGAGAGCAAGAGGAAGCUAGGGGGAAAUGAGGUUAGCAUUGAAGAACGCCUAGGAGCACUGGAUAUAGAAACAAAAAAAGAAAAGGAAGACCUACCACAGACAAACAGCUUUCCAGUCCUUCUUGCACAGGGUUUAGAAAGCAAUGAUCUCGACAUGCUUAAUAAAGUACUUCAAACUAGGAAUAUAAACCUAAUAAAGAAGACUGUGUUAAGGAUGCCCCUGCAUGCUGUAAUUCCGUUGUUGCAAGAGCUUACAAAGAGAUUGCAAGGACAUCCCAAUAGUGCUGUUUUAAUGGUUCAGUGGCUAAAAUGUGUAUUAACGGUCCAUGCAUCCUACUUAUCCACGUUGCCUGACCUGGUACCUCAGUUGGGUACACUAUACCAGUUAAUGGAAAGCAGAGUAAAGACUUUUCAGAAACUUUCCCACCUUCAUGGCAAACUUAUUCUUCUAAUCACACAAGUUACAGCAUCAGAAAAAACAAAGGGAAUGACUUGUCCUGAACAAAAGGCUAAAUUGGUAUAUGAAGAAGAAUCUUCUGAGGAAGAAUCUGAUGAUGAAAUAGCAGAUAAGGAUUCUGAUGAUAAUUGGGAUGAAGAUGAGGAGGAGAAAGAAAGUGAAAAAGAUGAUGAUGAUGAUGAGAGUGAAGAGGGAGAUGAGGAUGCUGAAGAAAAUGGUGAGGACAGAGAUGUGACGAGUGAGAAAGAAUUAAAUGGAGAUUCUGAUUUAGAUCCUGAAAAUGAAAGUGAAGAAGAAUGAAGAUGGAAAAAUAAACCAACUGAACUAUAUAAACUCUGACUUACUCAAUGCUGCCGAGUUCUUCUGGGGAGGGUUUUCUCUGUGACAGGAUGCCAAUGACUGUUGCACAUUUCCAAAUUCCUAGUGGUGGUGCCCGUGCCGCCUUGUGUCCUGAGCACCCCAGACUUAACUGUGUAAAUAAGAGCGUUUCAUUUGAAUGUUAAUAAAAUUUACACAGCAAAUAGACACAUUUUCUGCAAUGUACUGACAUGUGUCCAAUAUAUGGUAUAUUUUUAUAAUAUAAUAGUACGAUACCAAGAAUUGACAUAAGUGAGCAAACAUUUCCCAUAUAGGGGUGGAAGAACUGGACUUUGGGAAGGAGUCAGCUUUUAUCUCAGGUUGGUAUCUUUCAUCAAAUCCAGAUACAAAGCAGCACUAGUGAAAAUAAUUUUUUUAAUUUGUUACAUUUUCAUAAAAUAUGAAGGGAUAAUUUAAAAUGAGUAAAAAUGACUGUGAUUUAAAAAAAUAAAAUCACCAGUUUCCCUAGCUUAUCUGUCAACUGUGAUAAUCUGAUUUGAGUCAGAUUGAAUAUUUGAAAUGCUUCCCCAAAACAGCCACUUAUUUUUUAAGCUAUCACAUGGAAUAUUUUUUAAAAACACACAAACACAAUUAUGAUAAUUAAAAAACUAAAGAAUUAGUCAUAUUAAGGACUUUUCUUGACUGGAAGUUGCCUGUAAAGAAUCAUUAGUGUAUAGACUUACAAGUGCUCAUUACCUGCAACUUUUUAAAAAAUUCAGUUAUAGCUGCUUUUGAAGGGGUUUUCAUUUUUAUUUCACUUACUAAUGGAUCAAAGAACAAUUUUUUAUUUUUUUCUCUUUGGUUUUAGAUAUGAUAACCUUGUUGGAAUUUUUUUCCAAAGAAAAUAUUUUUAUAAUUAAGUAAUUUAAUGUUUUUCCUUCCUUUUCAUUACCCACUCUUGGCAGUGUUAGGGUAUCUGUUUACCUUUAAAAUAAUAAAUCUGACUCAAGGUUUUUUAUGUAUGUAUAAAUAAGUAUUUUGGUGUGCAACAAAAGCCUUUUCAAAUUAUUAGCAAUUUUUUUUUUUUUUUUAAAGAAUGAGCCAGUAUUUGUUUAGUGCUCUCUAGGGAACAAGCAGAUGAAAGUUCAACUCUAAGGAAGGGCUGGGGAGAUGGGUUCCUUUUUCCUACCUGUGAAUAUGUAAACCACAAAACCAUUAUCUGAGGGAUUUUUAAUAACAUCAGUGGCAGAGCAGAUUUCUGUGCUCAAGAAAUAGAACUGGAGCCAUAUUAGCAUUUUGGGAAAGCAAGUUUGAGCCAGCUGCUGAUGUAAUGUACAGUUAUAUUUGUCUAUAAAUGGAGCUGUUUAUGGCAAUUUAAUACCAUCUUCUUUGUAAAGUGAAUAAAUACUCAUCUUUACGCAGUGCUUGUCUUGUGGUGUGUUAGAGGAACACAGCUACAUGGUAGGCCUUAUGGUGUGAGGUUUUCAAAAGGCUCUCUUUUCUACUGGUGUUCAUAAUGGACGCUUUCAAGGCCUGUUAGGUAACUCAGAAUUUGUAAUGAAGUGAAAGAAUCAAUAACUUUGUCUUAAUAUAGUGGUGGUUUCUUGACGCAGUUCCCCUUGGUUAGGUGGCGCGUCCAUGAACCAGAGCUACAGUGCCCUGACGCGUGUGCUGUUGUGUUAGGCCCUGUUCUGUGGUUUGAGCCCUGUCCCUGCACCCGACCCUGCCUGCGGAAGUGAAGGGUACAACGGUGUCGUGGUGACUGUAUUUGGGUUUGGACAAUUAGGCUUGCUACAAAGAGAAUUUUC
Messenger RNA from Talpa occidentalis (Iberian mole), 3868 nucleotides. It is a transcript of the gene WDR43, whose product is annotated as WD repeat domain 43. The record is from RefSeq and is a predicted model, not a curated record. Bases 33 to 2063 code for a protein of 676 amino acids. The transcript has 18 exons. Gene Ontology annotation, biological process: maturation of SSU-rRNA from tricistronic rRNA transcript (SSU-rRNA, 5.8S rRNA, LSU-rRNA). NCBI's taxonomy places the organism in Eukaryota, Metazoa, Chordata, Mammalia, Eulipotyphla, Talpidae. Gene Ontology annotation, molecular function: protein binding. Gene Ontology annotation, cellular component: nucleolus.